CUGCUCUAAAUAUUCAUAUUUCUCCUGUUUCCAUCUCUAAGGAGAUUACACCUUGUUCUCAAGAUUCCUGUUUGCACACCUUGAGUGUUUAACGCUUGCACUGGGUCAGGAAAACACAUUCUCAAAUGUAAAAUAAACCCAGGCAUAUGUCCUGCCCAACUCACUUCCUGCUUGCUAAUGAUUUCUUUGGGAUUUUCUGAUGGAAACCCAAUUCAAGGACUGAGGUUGGUUUCCUCUCUUCCUUUUUUUCUCCAUUGCAAGGGUUAACUGCAAUUCCUGGCUUGUUUGAUCAAUUGAAACUCCUCCCUGGCUCACAAAAUGCCUAUUUUUCUCCUAAGAGCUUAUUUGUUAAAAAGGCUGCUUGUGCUGAACUACACACCCUCUUCAAGAUGUCCUUCUGGGUGGCAGUCAUGGUUGCCUUGGUGGUCGGUCUUUUCGGAGCCCUCUACCUGAUGGGCUUCUUCCGCCGAAGACGACCCAAUGAACCCCCUUUGGACAUAGGACUCAUUCCCUGGCUCGGACAUGCAUUGCACUUCCGAAAUGACAAUCUGGAUUUCCUGCAAAGCAUGCAGAAGAAACAUGGAGACAUCUUCACCACCUUGAUUGCAGGACAAUACUUCACCUUCUUGAUGGACCCAUUGUCUUUUGGUGGCAUCAUCAGGGAACCCCGCAGCAAACUGGACUUUACUUUGUUUGUACUGGAGCUGGUCCUCAGGGUGUUUCGAUUCAAGGCCUCCCAUGAGACUCGCAAGAUUAUCGAAGUCUCCAGUGCAAAACAUCUGAAGGGAGAGGGCCUGGUGGUGAUGACCCAAGCCAUGAUGGAUGCUUUACAGUCUGUCUUACUCCAGUGGGAAGAAACCUCUGAAGAGGAUCCAAAGUCCUGGAAAGAAGAUGGCUUGUUCCAUUUCUGUUACAACACGGUCUUUCGAGCUGGGUAUCUGGCUUUGUACGGUACCGAGCCAGUUAAAGGUGAAAACCAGAAAGAAAAGGCGAAACGAAAAGACCAGCAUCACACUGAAGAGUUGUACAUUGAAUUUUGCAAAUUUGACAAGCUCUUCCCACGCCUAUCAUAUGCCUUGUUGACCCCAUGGGAGUGGGGCCAAAUGAAGAACCUCUGGAACUAUUUCUGGCAAGUUCUUUCAGUGAAGAACAUCUAUCAGAAGGACAACAUCAGCCAGUGGAUCAGUGACCAGGAUCAACAGCUGGCUGAAAGUGGGAUUUCAGAAGAGAUGAGAGACCGGUACAUGUUCCUGCUUCUUUGGACUGCUCAAGGUAGCACUAGUCCAGCUUCCUUCUGGCUUCUGGAGUACCUGAUGAAGCAUCCCAAAGCCAUGGAAGAGGUCAAGAAGGAGAUCCUGGAGGUGGUGAAGAAAUCAGGCCAAGAGGUGACCUCCUGCGAGAAGCCCUUGAAUGUCACCAUGGAGAUGCUAAACCAAAUGCCCAUCCUGGACAGCACUUUGGAAGAGACACUGAGGUUGGUGACAGCGCCAUUGUUGAUCAGAGUGGUUUUACAAGACAUGGAUUUGAAGCUUCACAAUGGGAAGUCCUACCUGCUGCGUAAAGGUGAUAAAAUCGGCCUCUUCCCUUACCUCUCAGUCCACAUGGACCCCGAAAUACAUCCGGAUCCCCAGGUCUUCAAAUACGACCGUUUCCUUAGCCAAAACGGCAACAAAAAGGAAUUUUUUAAGAAUGGCGAGAAGGUAAAAUAUUUUGCCAUGCCUUGGGGAGCUGGGACCUCCAUGUGUCCUGGCCGCUACUUUGCCACCAACGAAAUCAAGCUUUUCACCUUCCUGAUGCUGGCUUGUUUUGAUCUGGAACUGAUCAAUCAGCAGGAGGAGAUCCCUCCCAUCAACAAGACCCGCUACGGGUUUGGGGUGGUACAACCCAUGAAUGACGUCCAAUUUAGGUACCGAUGCCGGUGCUAAAGGCCAAGGCUGCGAUCCACACAUGACAGUCCAAGAUAAUUAUCUCUAUAUAAUUGAAUCACUCUCUCUUUCCUCCCUCUCUCUGUCUCUCUGUGUGCAUGUGUAUGUGUUUGUGUGCUAACCCUUCCUUUCAUUUUCACACUUAGCUUGCACACGAUAAUCUAGGACAGUGGUUCUCAACCUUUUUAAUGCCGCGACUCCCAACCGGUCAUAAGUCGAGGACUACUCAACCAGUCAUAAAUCGAGGACUACU
Crotalus tigris (Tiger rattlesnake) is the source of this 2178-nucleotide messenger RNA. RefSeq names its product 7-alpha-hydroxycholest-4-en-3-one 12-alpha-hydroxylase-like. Gene Ontology annotation, molecular function: heme binding; iron ion binding; sterol 12-alpha-hydroxylase activity. Lineage: Eukaryota; Metazoa; Chordata; Lepidosauria; Squamata; Viperidae. The coding region runs from base 390 to 1925 and encodes 511 amino acids. The record is from RefSeq and is a predicted model, not a curated record. The transcript has a single exon.